GAAUAUACCUACAAAUAUAUCACCCUUUCUCAAGGGAUGAACGCUGCUUCUGGGUUUCGUCGUUCCACUUCGGAAUCCCUGCGAGCCGCGAGCGAAGGUGAUGAGCCUGGCGGCAGAUUAAGACAUAUAGGUAAUUUUCAAAAUGAAGAGCACGCAACUACGGGGACUUCGUCCAUCAUUUUCAUCUCCAUAUGAACGAAAAGGAUAUAUGGAAAUCAAGUGUUCCUCUAUGUCUACUUGUUCAAUGGGUACUCAUGCUCUCAGGAUAGCAAGUCGCCACAGGAUAAAUGAUUCUCUGCUGGUCCUCAAUCGAGCUAAGUUGAUGCCUUUGGUGACCGAAUGUAGAAGACGAGUUUACACUUUUGUCCAAUGCCAGUCUUCUUCAUCUGAUAGCCUGAAUGGAAACGGAUCACCUGAAAUUUUCACUCGGAAGACUGAGCAACCUUUAGAUCAAAUGAAGGACAGGCUCAUCAAAUCAAUUGGAGAUCCUAACAAUGGAUCCCAUCCUAGUAGUGUCAGAAGUGAACUUGUACGUCUUGCUUUACCAGCUAUUGUUGGCCAGGCUAUUGAUCCAUUGGCACAGUUGAUGGAGACAGCAUAUAUUGGUAGAUUAGGUCCUGUGGAGUUGGCUUCUGCUGGAGUAUCAAUGUCAAUUUUCAACAUCAUAUCAAAACUUUUUAAUAUACCGCUCUUGAGCAUUACUACUUCAUUUGUAGCUGAAGACAUCUCAAAAACAACUAGGAAUGAUUUGGAAGAUGAUAAGUUAAUGGAUAAACAUGUUUCUUUUGCUAAGGCUGAGAAAUUGAGACUGCCCUCUGUCUCUAGUGCCUUACUUUUAGCUGCAGCAAUUGGUAUAAUCGAAGCUCUUGCUUUAUUCUUUGGGGCUACCUUAUUUCUCAGUUUGAUGGGAAUAUCACCUGCUUCACCUAUGCAUCAACCAUCCCAGAUAUUUCUUUCUUUAAGAGCACUAGGUGCUCCUGCUGUUGUGGUUGCUCUAGCGGUGCAAGGUGUCUUUCGUGGUUUUAAGGAUACCAAAACACCCCUCUUUUGUGUAGGGUUGGGCAAUCUUUCUGCUGUGCUUUUAUUACCAGUAUUUGUGUUUUAUUUCCACCUUGGCAUUGUUGGAGCUGCUGUGGCCACUAUUGCAUCCCAGUACAUUACUACUUUUUUACUGAUUUGGACUCUUAGUAAAAGAGCUGUCUUGUUACCCCCAAAGAUUGAAGAUUUGGAGUUUGGAGGUUAUGUGAAAUCGGGUGGUUUGCUGCUUGGACGAACACUUUCAGUCCUGAUUACAAUGACUCUUGGCACAUCAAUGGCUGCUAGGCAAGGGCCUUUGGCCAUGGCUGCUCAUCAAAUAUGUUUGCAAGUAUGGUUGGCUGUAUCUUUACUUUCAGAUGCAUUAGCUGUUUCAGCUCAGGCACUGAUUGCUAGCUCUUAUGCAAAAUGUGACUAUGACUGUGUGAAACAAAUCACAUUCUUCGUCUUGAAGGCAGGGUUAUUUAUUGGCAUAGCGUUAGCUGUAGUCCUAGGUGCAUCAUUUGCUAAUCUUGCGGAAUUGUUCACAAAAGAUACUGGAGUUCUACAAAUUGUUAAAACUGGUGUGCUGUUUGUUGGUGCCACUCAACCUAUAAAUGCUUUAGCAUUUAUCUUUGAUGGUCUCCAUUAUGGUGUUUCUGACUUUGCCUACUCAGCAUGGUCUAUGAUGACGGUUGGAGCAAUUUCUUCUGCUUUUCUCUUCUAUGCCCCAUCUAUAUUUGGACUUUCUGGCGUUUGGUCUGGCUUAACCCUUUUCAUGAGCUUGCGGAUGGUUGCAGGUUUUUUGAGAUUAAAUUGGAGUACAGGUCCAUGGCGAUUCCUACAUCAGGAAAUUCCUAAGCUUAAGGUACCAUAUGGCUCGGGUUCUCCCUUGUCACUUGAAGAAGAUGAGGUUGAGUAUGACUAUGCAUCUACUACUGAAUGAAGAGAAGAAAGACAGUCUCACAUUAUGUUGUCUCGCAAUCAUUCACCUUCACUAACCAUUUUUAGACUUCUAGGAAAUCACAAUUAUUAAUCAUUAUGGCUUACCUCACACUUCACACAUUUCAUUAUAGUUCAUUCAGUUCAUCUGAUUCGACCAAGAGAAAGAUUUAGAGAAACAACUAAUGGGGUUCCUUGUCUAAUCCGAAACCAUUAUUCAAGUGUUCCUUCAUUUUUGCUCUUUAGGAAUAUAGGGUGGAGAUUAGUGAGAUUCAUCUUUGGUUUUCCAUAAUGUUGAUCGCCAAGCCGGAGAAGAUGAGCAAGUAGUGGCUAUAAGUGAGACUGAAAUCAAGCAAAACAACAGGGACGUGGGGCGUGCACUCAUUCAAUAUUCCUAAUUUAUGCUUGUGGCAAACAGAUAAAAUGUUAUCUCGAAUAUACUCUUUAUGUGUUCAUGAAAGUUCAACAUCAAUUGUUCUAGAUUUGAUUGUGUUUCUUCAUAAUAAGUUCAUCAUCAAGGGCUUGUUUCCCUUGGUGAGCUUUACAGGAUUAAAGUCUACCAGCCGUGCUGUAAGUAAUAGAUUUUCAAGCAUAUGGAGUUACCCCUCUUCAUACUAAUUUUUAUCUUUUCCAA
This is a messenger RNA of Zingiber officinale, 2590 nucleotides long. RefSeq names its product protein DETOXIFICATION 45, chloroplastic-like. Gene Ontology annotation, biological process: transmembrane transport. Bases 143 to 1960 code for a protein of 605 amino acids. Gene Ontology annotation, molecular function: xenobiotic transmembrane transporter activity; antiporter activity. Gene Ontology annotation, cellular component: membrane. Lineage: Eukaryota; Viridiplantae; Streptophyta; Magnoliopsida; Zingiberales; Zingiberaceae. The transcript is spliced from 15 exons. The record is from RefSeq and is a predicted model, not a curated record.